Messenger RNA from Microtus ochrogaster (prairie vole), 6445 nucleotides. It is a transcript of the gene Med13, whose product is annotated as mediator complex subunit 13. Gene Ontology annotation, cellular component: mediator complex. The transcript is spliced from 29 exons. Gene Ontology annotation, biological process: positive regulation of transcription by RNA polymerase II. Bases 323 to 6445 code for a protein of 2040 amino acids. The record is from RefSeq and is a predicted model, not a curated record. NCBI's taxonomy places the organism in Eukaryota, Metazoa, Chordata, Mammalia, Rodentia, Cricetidae. Gene Ontology annotation, molecular function: transcription coactivator activity.
CUUGACAGGGAUUAAGUGGAAAAGAUACGUAUGGCAAGGCCCACCUUCUGCCCCUGUUCUCUUUCCGGUGACAGAAGAAGACCCCAUUCUGAGUAGUUUUAGUCGAUGCCUUAAGGCAGAUGUACUUGCUGUUUGGCGGCGAGAUCAAAGACCUGGAAGAAGAGAAUUGUGGAUAUUUUGGUGGGGUAAAGAUCCCAAUUUUGCUGACCUUAUUCACCAUGACUUAUCAGAAGAGGAAGAUGGAGUGUGGGAGAACGGCCUUUCCUAUGAGUGCCGUACUCUGCUUUUCAAGGCAGUUCACAAUCUGUUGGAGAGGUGUUUAAUGAACAGAAACUUUGUACGAAUCGGCAAGUGGUUUGUAAAACCGUAUGAGAAAGAUGAAAAACCUAUAAAUAAAAGUGAACACUUGUCCUGCUCUUUCACCUUUUUCUUGCAUGGAGACAGCAAUGUUUGUACCAGUGUGGAAAUUAACCAACAUCAACCUGUAUACCUUCUCAGUGAAGAGCAUGUCACCCUUGCUCAACAGUCUAAUAGCCCAUUUCAAGUUAUCUUAAGUCCAUUUGGACUAAAUGGCACUCUCACGGGACAGGCAUUCAAGAUGUCUGAUUCAGCUACAAAAAAAUUAAUUGGUGAAUGGAAACAGUUCUAUCCUAUUUCAUGUGGUUUGAAGGAGAUGUCUGAAGAGAAGCAGGAAGAUAUGGAUUGGGAAGAUGAUUCUUUGGCUGCAGUAGAAGUUCUUGUUGCGGGUGUCCGAAUGAUCUACCCAGCUUGCUUUGUUUUAGUCCCUCAAUCAGACAUUCCUGCUCCUAGCUCUGUGGGAUCCUCUCACUGUUCAGCUUCUUGCUUGGGUAUCCAUCAAGUGCCUGCUUCCACAAGAGAUCCUGCUAUGUCUUCAGUUACUCUUACCCCACCCACAUCUCCUGAGGAAGUUCAAGCAGUUGAUCCUCAGUCUGCCCAGAAGUGGGUCAAACUUUCUUCAGUAUCUGAUGGCUUCAACACUGACAGUACUAGCCAUCAUGGAGGGAAAAUACCCAGAAAAUUAGCAAAUCACGUGGUAGAUAGAGUCUGGCAAGAAUGCAACAUGAACAGAUUACAGAACAAGAGGAAGUAUUCUGCUACAUCCAGUGGCCUAUGUGAAGAAGAGUCAGCUGAUAAAAUAGCAUGCUGGGACUUUGUUGAAGCCACACAAAGAACAACCUGCAGUUGUUUGAGGCAUAAAAGUCUCAAAACAAGAAAUACUGGGCAACAAGGACAGGCACCAUCUUUAGGGCAGCAACAACAAGUACUUCCUAAGCACAAGACCAAUGAGAAGCAAGAAAAGAGUGAAAAGCCACAAAAACGCCCCUUGACUCCUUUUCACCAUCGUGUAUCUAUUAGUGAUGCUAUUGGCAUGGACACAGACUCAGCCAGCCAAAGACUUGUGGUUUCUGCUGCAGACAGUCAAGUGAGAUUCUCAAACAUCCGUACUAAUGACAUAGCAAAGACCCCGCAGAUGCAUGGGACUGAACUGGCAAAUUCUCCUCAGCCUCCCCCACUUAGUCCUCAUCCGUGUGAUGUGGUUGAUGAAGGAGUGACUAAAACACCUUCAACUCCCCAGAGUCAACAUUUUUAUCAAAUGCCAACACCGGAUCCCUUGGUUCCUACCAAACCAAUGGAAGAUAGAAUAGACAGUUUGUCCCAGUCUUUUCCACCUCCAUUUCAGGAAGCUGUAGAACCUACUGUGUAUGUUGGUACAGCAGUAAACUUGGAAGAAGAUGAAGCUAAUGUAGCCUGGAAGUAUUACAAAGUCCCAAAGAAAAAAGAUGUAGAGUUUUUACCACCUCCGCUUCCAAAUGAUAAAUUCAAGGAUGAUCCAGUUGGACCUUUUGGACAGGAAAGUGUAACAUCAGUUACAGAGUUAAUGGUGCAGUGUAAGAAACCUUUAAAAGUUUCUGAUGAAAUAGUACAGCAAUAUCAAAUUAAAAAUCAGUAUCUUUCAGCAAUAGCAUCUGAUGUAGAACAAGAACCUAAAAUUGAUCCAUAUGCAUUUGUUGAAGGAGAUGAAGAAUUCAUUUUUACUGAUAAGAAAGAUAGACAAAAUAGUGAGAGAGAAACUGGGAAGAAACACAAGGUGGAAGAUGGGACAUCUACUGUUACAGUGUUAUCACAUGAAGAAGAUGCUAUGUCAUUAUUUAGUCCCUCUAAGCAAGAUGCUCCACGUCCUACUAAUCAUGCCCGUCCUCCAUCAACCAGUUUGAUUUAUGACUCAGAUCUGGCUGUCUCUUAUACUGACCUUGAUAACCUCUUCAAUUCUGAUGAAGAUGAAUUAACACCUGGAUCUAAAAAAUCAGCAAGUGGAUUGGAUGAUAAAGCCAGCUCCAAAGAAUCCAAGACAGGAAGUCUGGAUCCAUUAUCUUGCAUAAGCACUGCAGAUCUUCACAAGAUGUAUCCUACACCACCAUCAUUGGAACAACACAUUAUGGGAUUUUCUCCAAUGAAUAUGAAUAAUAAAGAGUAUGGUAGUAUGGAUACAGCCCCUGGAGGAACUGUUCUAGAAGGAAAUAGUUCCAGUAUAGGAACACAGUUCAGAAUUGAGGUUGAGGAGGGAUUCUGUAGCCCCAAACCUUCUGAAAUUAAAGAUUUUUCUUAUGUCUAUAAGCCCGAAAAUUGUCAAGUUCUAGUAGGAUGUUCCAUGUUUGCACCUUUAAAAACUCUACCAAGCCAUUGUCUGCCUCCUAUCAAAUUACCAGAAGAGUGUAUUUACCGGCAAAGUUGGACUGUUGGGAAAUUGGACUUGCUUCCUUCAGGCUCUUCAAUGCCAUUCAUCAAAGAGGGUGAUGGAAGUAAUAUGGAUCAAGAUUAUGGCCCUGCAUACACACCUCAAACCCAUACUUCUUUUGGGAUGCCUCCGAGCAGUGCACCUCCUAGUAAUGGUGGUGCCGGAAUUCUUCCUUCUCCAUCCACCCCUAGAUUUCCAACUCCAAGGACUCCAAGGACUCCAAGGACUCCUCGUGGAGCUGGUGGACCUGCUAGUGCUCAAGGGUCAGUCAAGUAUGAGAAUUCAGACUUGUAUUCACCAGCUUCCACCCCAUCUACAUGCAGACCCCUCAAUUCUGUUGAACCUGCAACUGUCCCUUCAAUUCCUGAAGCACACAGUCUUUAUGUAAACCUCAUCCUUUCAGAAUCAGUUAUGAAUUUGUUUAAAGACUGUAAUUUUGACAGUUGCUGUAUUUGUGUUUGCAACAUGAAUAUCAAGGGUGCCGAUGUUGGAGCUUACAUUCCAGAUCCAACGCAGGAAGCACAGUAUCGGUGUACCUGCGGCUUCAGUGCUGUCAUGAACCGAAAAUUUGGAAAUAAUUCAGGAUUAUUUCUUGAAGAUGAACUUGAUAUCAUAGGACGCAACACAGACUGUGGCAAAGAAGCAGAAAAACGUUUUGAAGCUCUCAGGGCUACCUCUGCUGAAAAUGUUAAUGGAGGCCUAAAGGAAUCUGAAAAGGUGCCUGAUGAGUUGAUAUUACUGCUACAAGAUCAAUGCACUAAUUUAUUUUCACCCUUUGGAGCAGCAGACCAAGAUCCUUUUCCCAAAAUGGGUAUAAUUAGCAAUUGGGUACGUGUUGAAGAGCGGGACUGUUGCAAUGACUGCUAUCUUGCAUUAGAACAUGGACGUCAGUUCAUGGAUAAUAUGUCAGGAGGAAAGGUUGAUGAAGCACUUGUCAAAAGUUCAUGCUUGCAUCCGUGGGCAAAACAAAAUGACGUGAGUAUGCAGUGUUCACAGGAUAUACUUCGAAUGCUCCUCUCUCUUCAGCCAGUUCUUCAAGAUGCUAUUCAGAAAAAAAGAACAGUGAGGCCUUGGGGGGUUCAGGGUCCUCUUACUUGGCAACAGUUUCACAAAAUGGCUGGCCGAGGCUCUUAUGGAACUGAUGAAUCCCCGGAACCACUGCCAAUUCCCACGUUUUUGUUGGGUUAUGAUUAUGAUUUUCUGGUGCUUUCUCCAUUUGCUCUCCCUUACUGGGAGAAACUUAUGCUGGAACCUUAUGGAUCUCAAAGAGAUAUAGCCUAUGUUGUACUCUGUCCAGAGAAUGAUGCUUUGUUAAAUGGAGCCAAAAGCUUUUUUAGAGAUCUUACUGCAAUAUACGAGUCCUGUCGAUUGGGCCAACACAGACCUAUUUCUCGGCUGUUGACGGAUGGGAUCAUGAAAGUGGGAGCUACUGCAUCAAAGAAGCUUUCAGAAAAGCCUGUAACAGAAUGGUUUUCUCAGGUGGCUGAUGGUAACAAUGAAGCAUUUUCUAAACUCAAGCUUUAUGCGCAAGUCUGCAAAUACGAUUUAGGUCCAUAUCUUGCUUCUCAGCCGUUGGACAGCUCUCUUCUCUCCCAGCCAAAUUUAGUUGCCCCUACAAAUCAGUCUUUGCUAACCGCACCUCAGAUGACAAAUACUGGAAACGCUAAUACUACAUCUGCCACCUUAGCAUCUGCGGCAAGUAGCACUAUGACAAUGACUUCAGGUGUUGCCAUAUCUACUUCAGUUGCCACAGCUAAUUCAACUUUGACCACAACUUCAUCUUCAUCAUCUUCCAAUAUGAGUAGUGGAGUGUCAUCAAAUAAACUGCCUUCGUUUCCACCCUUUGGCAGUAUGAACACUAGUGGUUCAGGAUCCAUGUCUGCACAAGCAAGUACAGUUCAGAGUGGCCAGCUAGGAGGACAGCAGUCAUCAUCUCUGCAGGCAGCAGGAAUGUCAGGGGAGUCGGCUUCGCUUCCCACUCAGCCACAUCUUGAUGUGUCAGAAAGCACAAUGGAUCGUGAUAAAGUGGGAAUUCCCACAGAUGGUGAUUCACAUGCAAUUACCUACCCACCUGCAAUUGUUGUUUAUAUAGUUGAUCCUUUUACAUAUGAAAAUAAAGAUGAGAGCACUAACUCGUCUAAUGUAUGGACGUUGGGGCUACUUCGAUGCUUCCUGGAAAUGGUCCAGACUCUUCCUCCUCAUAUCAAGAGUACUGUUUCUGUACAGAUUGUUCCUUGUCAAUACCUAUUACAACCCGUGAAACAUGAAGACAGACAAAUCUACACCCAGCAUUUAAAAUCUCUGGCUUUUUCGGCCUUUACUCAGUGCCGGAGACCACUUCCAACAUCAACCAAUGUAAAAACACUGACUGGGUUUGGUCCAGGCUUAGCUCUGGAAACUGCUCUUAAAAGUCCUGAUAGACCAGAAUGUAUUCGACUUUAUACACCACCUUUUAUUCUGGCUCCUGUGAAGGACAAACAGACAGAGCUAGGAGAGACAUUUGGAGAAGCUGGACAGAAAUACAAUGUUCUUUUUGUGGGCUACUGUUUAUCACAUGAUCAAAGGUGGAUUCUUGCGUCUUGCACAGAUCUAUAUGGAGAGCUUCUAGAAACUUGUAUUAUUAACAUCGAUGUUCCAAAUAGGGCUCGUCGGAAAAAGGGUUCUGCCAGAAGGUUUGGUCUACAAAAACUUUGGGAGUGGUGCUUAGGACUUAUUCAGAUGAGUUCCUUACCAUGGAGAGUAGUAAUUGGUCGCCUUGGUAGGAUUGGACAUGGAGAAUUGAAAGAUUGGAGUUGUUUGCUGAGUCGUCGAAACUUGCAGUCUCUUAGCAAAAGGCUCAAAGACAUGUGUAGGAUGUGUGGCAUAUCUGCUGCAGACUCUCCCAGCAUCCUUAGUGCUUGUUUGGUUGCAAUGGAACCCCAAGGAUCUUUUGUUAUCAUGCCAGAUUCUGUGUCAACUGGUUCUGUUUUUGGAAGAAGCACCACUCUAAAUAUGCAGACGCCUCAGCUAAAUACUCCACAAGAUACAUCAUGUACUCAUAUACUUGUGUUUCCCACUUCUGCUUCUGUGCAAGUAGCUUCAGCUACUUAUACCACUGAAAAUUUGGAUUUAGCUUUCAAUCCCAACAAUGAUGGAGCAGAUGCAAUGGGUAUCUUUGAUUUAUUAGACACAGGAGAUGAUCUUGAUCCUGAUAUCAUUAAUAUCCUUCCUGCAUCUCCAACUACAUCUCCUGUACAUUCUCCAGGUUCUCAUUACCCCCAUGGAGGUGAUGCUGGCAAGGGUCAGGGUACUGAUCGGCUACUUUCAACAGAAUCUCAUGAUGAAGUAACUAAUAUUCUUCAGCAACCAUUGGCCCUUGGAUACUUUGUAUCAACUGCCAAAGCGGGUCCACUACCUGACUGGUUCUGGUCAGCAUGUCCUCAAGCACAAUAUCAAUGUCCCCUUUUUCUUAAGGCCUCUUUGCACCUCCACGUGCCUUCAGUGCAAUCUGACGAACUGCUUCACAGUAAACACUCCCACCCACUUGACUCAAAUCAGACUUCAGAUGUCCUCAGGUUUGUUUUGGAACAGUACAAUGCACUCUCAUGGCUAACCUGUGACCCUGCAAUCCAAGACAGACGCUCGUGUCUCCCAAUUCAUUUUGUGGUGCUGAAUCAGUUAUAUAACUUUAUCAUGAAUAUGCUGUGA